This is a messenger RNA of Cicer arietinum (chickpea), 1622 nucleotides long. Its product is annotated as flavonol 7-O-beta-glucosyltransferase UGT74F1. Gene Ontology annotation, molecular function: quercetin 3-O-glucosyltransferase activity; quercetin 7-O-glucosyltransferase activity. The record is from RefSeq and is a predicted model, not a curated record. NCBI's taxonomy places the organism in Eukaryota, Viridiplantae, Streptophyta, Magnoliopsida, Fabales, Fabaceae.
CUUGUGUCACUAAUAGGAUAAGAAAGUAUUAUAAAAAAAAGAUAGCAUAUGGAAGAAAAAAAGAGAACAGUGAGGGGGUGUAGUAGUAGUAAUAGUAAUAAACAUGUGUUAAUGAUUCCAUACCCAAGCCAAGGUCACUUAAACCCAAUGCUUCAAUUCAGCAAACGUUUGAGCACAAAAGGAGUUAAAGUCACAAUGGUCACAACAAUUUUCAUCUCAAAAACAAUGCAUCUCAAAUCAUCAUCCUUACCUUCCACUCUUCAGUUUGAUUUCAUUUCAGAUGGAUAUGAUCAAGGUGGCUUUGCACAAGCUAACAACAUAUCAACCUAUCUAUCUCACAUGGAAACCAUAGGUUCCAAUAAUUUGAAAGAACUCAUAAAAAAAUACAACUUUUCUAAUGACCCUAUAGAUUGUGUAAUAUAUGACCCUUUGAUUUAUUGGGUAUUGGAUGUAGCCAAAGAGUUUGGAUUAUUAGGAGCUGCUUUUUUCACUCAAAUGUCUGGUGUCAAUUACAUAUAUUAUUAUGUUCAUCAUGGACUUUUAAAGCUUCCAAUUUCUUCGAUGACAAUUUCUAUACAAGGGCUUCCUUUGCUUGACAUCAAAGAUACACCCUCAUUUGUUAAUGACCCUGGCUUCUAUCCUGCUUACUAUGAGUUGGUUAUGAAUCAAUUUUCUAACAUCCAUAAAGCAGAUGUCAUUCUUGUCAAUUCCUUCUACAAGCUAGAAGAUAAGGUGGUAGAUUCUAUGUCAAAGCUAUGUCCAAUAUUGACAAUUGGGCCAACAGUUCCAUCUUUUUACUUGGACAAGGAAAUUCCAAAUGACAAAGACAAUGAUUUGAAUCUCUUCCAAUUAGACUCAUCAGCCAUUAAUUGGUUGAACACAAAGCCUGAAGGGUCAGUUAUUUAUGUAUCAUUUGGUAGCAUGGUAUGUUUUAGCAUAGAACAAAUGAAGGAAAUAGCAUUGGGAUUAAUUGGAAGUGGUUUAAAUUUCUUAUGGGUGGUCCCUAAUAUGGAGGGAAAAAAUAUCUCAAAAGAGUUGGUGGAGGAAAUUAGUUUAAGUGGAAAAGGGUUGGUAGUGAAUUGGAUACCACAAUUGGAAGUGUUAUCCAACAAAGCUAUUGGUUGUUUUGUAACACAUUGUGGUUGGAAUUCAACACUUGAAGCAUUGUGUUUAGGGGUGCCUAUGGUUGCAAUUCCACAAUGGACUGAUCAGCCUAUGAAUGCUAAAUUUGUUGAGGAUGUUUGGAAAGUGGGAAUUAGAGUUUUGGUAUAUGAGAAUGGGAUUGUGACAAGAGAAGAGAUUGAGAGUUGCAUUAGGGAAGUGAUGGAAAGUGAACAUGGAAGAGAAAUGAGGAUUAAUGCUAAGAAAUGGAGGGAAUUGGCUAUAGAAGCAGUAAGUCUUGGUGGCUCUUCAGACAACAAUAUCAAUGAAUUUGUAAAUUCACUCAAUAGAUCCUAAACUAAUAUUGAUAUUGAUUAUGAAUUUGUAAAUAAGUUGAAUAUGUCCCUAUUGUUUUCAAUUAAUAUUGGUUAUGGAUCCCCAAAAUUACAACUGAGGGAGUCUUUUUGGAUUUGGAUUGUAUGAGAAGUUUAUUUUCCUUAUGCCCAUGGUGCUUUUAUAUA